GAGUGGCCCGGUUCCCUCUGCUCCAGGCCCCCGCCCCUCGCAGCUCCCUCGGAGUCCCCAGUCAAGCUGUCCCCUUUCCUUCCUCACGGAAUGGGGCUGGCGCUGCUCCGGGUCGCGCGCCUUGGACCCGACUCGCGCUCGGUCUCGCGCUGUCAGCGACUGCCCGGCUCGCGCCGCCUCGCGCUCUCCCUCACUCUCUGGCGCCGAAGGCUCCGUUAAGCAGCGGCGGCGGUGGUUCCUGUUUCCGUUUCUUCCUCUCCCUUCAGUCGAGAGUAGCAUCCUCCACCCAGCCACCCCUCCAACUCCCACACGCAGGGCAGCUGCGGCUGAGGGCUGUAGCGGCGGCAACUGGGAAACAGCGGAGACCGCCUCUGCUCCGCCUCGGGUUGCUACUUUUGUUAAGAGAAUACCCAUGACCCUGAUGGUGUUUUCAUUCACAACAAAGUGCUCUAUUGCCCUUACUGAUUAACUGAACAAAUUCAGAGGAAGGGAAGAAGAAAGAGAGGGAGAGAAACAUCAGUUGGUUGCCUCUUGUAUGGACCUCAAGCAGGGAUCGAACUGCAACCCAGGAUGUUCCCUGACUGGGAAUCAGACUGGUAACCUUGUACUUUGUGGAAUGCUGCCAAACCAACUGAACCACACCAGUCAGGUUGAUAAUAUCAGUGACCCAGAUUCAAGCAAUACUAUGUUUCUCUGGAAAUAUGUGGUUUCGUCAGUUUCAUAUGUUCUAGGGGAAUGAAGCAUGUUGAGUCCAUGAAGCACAGGACAAUAAAGGUUCCUAUUUACACAACCAAGAGAAUCUCUUCGAAAGAUUCACCACAGGACUACCAGAGACACUAAUUUGAAUCAUCAUGUGUUGAAACAGUAGGACACUACUACCUUUGCACUAACAGGAAACAGAAUUACGAUGUUUGCAAUUCUUUGAACUCUAGAAAGCCAGGAGAGUGAGUUGAAAAUCUGAAAAUGCGGCCAUGGACUGGUUCCUGGCGUUGGAUUAUGCUCAUUCUUUUUGCCUGGGGGACCUUGCUGUUUUAUAUAGGUGGUCAUUUGGUACGAGAUAAUGACCACCCUGAUCACUCUAGCCGAGAACUGUCCAAGAUCCUGGCAAAGCUUGAACGCUUAAAACAGCAAAAUGAAGAUUUGAGGCGAAUGGCUGAAUCUCUCCGGAUACCAGAAGGCCCCAUUGAUCAGGGGCCAGCUUCUGGAAGGAUUCGUGCUUUAGAAGAGCAACUUGUGAAGGCCAAAGAACAAAUUGAAAAUUAUAAGAAACAAACGAGAAAUGGUUUAGGAAAGGAUCAUGAAAUCCUAAGGAGGAGGAUUGAAAAUGGAGCUAAAGAACUUUGGUUUUUUCUACAAAGUGAACUGAAGAAAUUAAAGAAUUUAGAAGGGAGUGAACUCCAAAGACAUGCAGAUGAAUUUCUGUCAGAUUUGGGACAUCAUGAAAGGUCAAUAAUGACGGAUCUAUACUACCUCAGUCAAACAGAUGGAGCAGGUGAUUGGAGGGAAAAAGAGGCCAAAGAUCUGACAGAACUGGUCCAGCGGAGAAUAACAUAUCUUCAGAAUCCCAAGGACUGUAGCAAAGCCAAGAAGCUGGUGUGUAAUAUCAACAAAGGCUGUGGCUAUGGCUGUCAACUCCAUCACGUGGUCUACUGCUUCAUGAUUGCAUAUGGCACCCAGCGAACACUGAUCUUAGAAUCUCAGAACUGGCGCUAUGCUACUGGUGGAUGGGAAACUGUGUUCAGACCUGUAAGUGAGACCUGCACAGACAGAUCUGGCAUCUCCGCUGGACACUGGUCAGGUGAAAUAAAGGACAAAAAUGUUCAGGUGGUCGAGCUCCCGAUUGUAGACAGUCUUCAUCCUCGUCCUCCAUAUUUACCCCUGGCUGUACCAGAAGACCUUGCAGACCGACUUGUUCGAGUCCAUGGAGAUCCUGCAGUGUGGUGGGUGUCUCAGUUUGUCAAAUACUUGAUCCGCCCACAACCUUGGCUGGAAAAGGAAAUAGAAGAGGCCACCAAGAAGCUUGGUUUCAAACAUCCAGUGAUUGGAGUUCAUGUCAGACGCACAGACAAAGUGGGAACCGAAGCUGCCUUCCACCCCAUUGAGGAGUACAUGGUGCACGUGGAAGAACAUUUUCAUCUUCUCGCUCGCAGGAUGCAAGUGGAUAAAAAAAGAGUGUAUUUGGCCACAGAUGACCCUUCUUUAUUAAAGGAGGCAAAAACAAAGUACCCCAGUUAUGAAUUUAUCAGUGAUAAUUCUAUCUCUUGGUCAGCUGGACUACACAAUCGAUACACAGAAAAUUCACUUCGGGGUGUGAUUCUGGACAUACACUUUCUGUCCCAGGCAGACUUCCUAGUGUGCACUUUUUCCUCCCAGGUCUGUCGAGUUGCUUAUGAAAUCAUGCAAACACUGCAUCCUGAUGCCUCGGCAAACUUCCACUCUUUGGAUGACAUCUACUAUUUUGGGGGCCAGAAUGCCCACAACCAGAUUGCUAUUUAUCCCCACCAACCUCGGACUGCGGAUGAAAUUCCUAUGGAACCUGGAGACGUCAUUGGUGUUGCUGGAAAUCACUGGGAUGGCUAUUCUAAAGGUGUCAACAGGAAACUGGGAAGGACGGGCCUAUAUCCCUCCUACAAAGUCCGAGAGAAGAUAGAGACAGUCAAGUACCCCACAUAUCCCGAGGCUGAGAAAUAGAGCUUACGAUGGAUGAGCAGGACAACCAAACGCAGUUGAAAACAUUUGAGCCGAACAGCAGAUGAAGGAAGGCCCUGACCUAACCACACUUGGUUGUAUGAGCAACACCCUCAGUCAGCCCCGGGAGCACCUUAGAACUGACAGAUGAUGCUUCGUUGGUGGAAUUCCUCUCCAACAAGGGCUGCGAUGCCCACAACCCAAGGGUGGUCCAAUAAUGUACUCACAUAUAACAUGAAAACAGGUUGUUUUCUACUUUGCGCCUUCUUUCAGGAUUGUGUCUCCAUGAAAAAAACACUGCCACAUUGUGUAAUUUAAGUGACACAGAAGUUUUGUGUGAGACUUCAAACAUGGUGCCUAUAUCUGAGAGACCUCUGAGACCUAAGGAGAACAUUUGAAUAGCUCCCCGUGGUGGGGAGGUUAAUUAUUUGCCAGUGGUGGUAUUGUAACCACUGAAUGCACUCUAAUCAGCAGAUGCAGAAUGAGAAUGGAUGUUUUGUCUGGAAUUUUUUUUUAAGUAAUUGCAUCAGUUCAUUCACCUCAUCUUUAGUAAGUGAAGGAGAUACAUCAGAAUAAAAUAUUCACACUCCAUUAGGAACUUUUGUAAAAGGAGGCCAUGAGCAGAUUCUUUAGUAUUCUGUGUUUGGACAUUCUCUUUGAUAACAAAAAAUAAAUUUUAAAAAGAGGAAUUUUGUAAAGUUUCUAGAAUUUUACAUCAUUGGAUAAUGUUGCGGUCAGCUUUAUAGUUAAAAAACUAUGAUAAAAAGAGGAGUUUUAUAAUUUUUUUUUGCUUUUUGUUCCUGUUUCUGAUCGAGUGACUAAUCAGAUCAGGGUCAAGCGUCAUUGCUCCUUUUCGACACUGGAAACUGAGUUUACUUGGUGCAUAUUACAAGGUUGCUAAGAAUACUCUGGGAGGUUUUAUUCUCUUCGUUUGGACAUUGUUUAUUUGUUUUUACUGAUUUAAAUAAUUAUGCUCCUUGCCCUCAGAGAAACUGUCACCUUUAUUCUAAAACUAAUAGUUUCAGGCCUGUUGGUAACCUUUCUUCCUAUAGCUAUUGCCACUUUUUUUGUGAGUUUUGUGUCCUUUGUUUUAUCCAGGAACCAGUUUUUCUCUUUUCUAUCAUAUCCUGCUUUUGAGAGUACCAGGAAUUUUUGGGUUGGGAAGCUGGCACUUUUUCUGAAACACAGUCUCACAGGGUAUCAAAUUCAGUGAACAAAGGAGAGAAGAACCAGUGUGAGAUCCCAAAUGGGUCUUGGGAUUAUCUCUCCCAACUACUUCCUUUUAGUAAUUCCCUGUUAGAAUCACUUCAGAAGACAAGGCUUUGAUGUUCUCCAUGCUUUCUCUCUCAAGAUCACUUUUUCCUUCAUAAAAACACUUUUCUAUUUUCUGUAGCCUGCCUCCUUUAGAUGCCUGGCAAGAGCAUUACAUAGCUCUGCCUUCUGAAAGAAAAAAAAUUGGAUCCUUGUAAGAACCAGUAGCAGGCCUGGCGUUGAACAUUCGGAACCCCAGCCAGAAAAUCUCUGUCCUUUACAUCCUCGCUAAACGAAAAUACCUGUAUGCAAAAUUUCCCCACCAAACUUCGCUCAGUUUUUUUUUGUUCCUUUCCAGUCAAGUCUCCCAAAGAGCAAAAAGUACCUAUAGUGUCAGUAAGCAAUUUUCAAUUUAGUUUUGGUACACAUAAAUGUCACUUGAAACAAAAAUCUCCAACUGAGCAGGAGUACUUUUGAAUGUGAGUUGUUUUCUUAUUACCGUCUCACUUGCCAUCAGAGCAUAAAUAACCGUGGUUACUGGUAAUAACUGCUUUAUAUUUCUCUGUAGCAUUCCUGUUUUUAAUCAUUGUAAACAUGUUUUUCUUUACUUCAUUGAACAUAGUUAUAAUAACUGUUUCUUUUCUGCUAAAUCCAACAUAUGAAUCAUCUCAGAGUGAGACUUCUUUGUUUGUCUUUUCUCCAGAGAGAGUCCUGUUUUUAUGGUUCUUCAAAUGUUGAGUAAUUUUAGAUCGUAUCCUGAAUGUUAUACAUGAUUAUGUUGUGCAUUCUGUUGUAUUUCUCUGAAGAGUACUGAUUUUUUUUCUUUGUUCGUUUGUUAGCAGGCAUUUAACUUCAUUGAACUUAGACUGUAAACUGUCUUGGGCAGCAGCUCAGAUCUCAAUGAUUUUAGCUUUAGCUGAUGCCUCUCUCACACGUAUGGUUGUAUGGUUCAGGGGUGAGCCAGAGAUGUGGGUAGAGUUUAUACACGAAUUCAGGCUCUUUCUUCUGAGAUUUUUCCCCUCACUUUCCAGAAGCUGUGGUUGCUCUGAUUCUUCAGCCAGAGAGGCCGCAGUUUUCUAUCAGCCUAAAAGCCAUAAAACCGGCAACUCACCUUGUGCCAUUUUCUUCUUCCAAGUUUCAGCCUCUCUCCAGAACUUGCCUGCUCUUUUGUUUAUUCACCAAUGCCUUCAGGUAUUUUUGUAUUUUUGUCAGGAGUUUAUAGUUGUUUUUCUUUGGAAGAUCUAUCCAGUAGACACUUAAACACCAUACAGGAGGUGAAACUCUGAGGCAGCGACUUAAAAUGAGAAAGCAUAGUUGGGGAGGGGGAUCUCAGUCCCAUGACAGCCUUCUGUUCAGACUCCAGCCUUAAUAGCUAAGGAGCAGUAGCUCCAAUCAGGAAGGAAAAUGUAUUAACUGUUUGGUUCAACCUGCAGGUGCGAAGGGCUAAUGAAUACUGCUGACCACAUCUUAGUGAAAAGCUUUCCUGAGCUACAUUUUUUGCAAGUCGUCAUGUGCAUGGUGACGAUCCCUCCUUUACACACUGCUGCCUUGGAGGGGCUGCUGUAUCCUCACCCUGUGGUAUUUUCUCCAUGAGGACCUGGUACUUUAAAACUCUGCAUGGUUGGAAUUGAGUGACCAGUGCUUCCCAGAUUAGGAAGAUUUAGGUCUUGUCCUGGUUACAACACUCAUUUCUCAAAGAGCCUUGUGUAGAAUCAAAUUACUAGCCUGGACUCACUGAAUGUGAGUACCAGAAUUCUGUGUAUCGGUGACAAAGCCGUUAUGAAAGUGUCUUCCCAAGGGUUUCCUGUCCUACCACUCAAGUCUGAUUUAGUGCCCGCUGGAGAGUUCAUGCCUGUUGUGAGUGGGCUCGCAGCCCUAAUUCAGUGUUUCUUUGUGUCCCAAAUCUAAGAGACUAGUUUCUUCCCUUUCUGAGCUUAGUUUUUUCUUUUACAUAGACCCUAGCCUGUUUCCUGUGUUCCCACUUAAGAAAGUUGAGAACAUCAACAGACUCAGCUUCUGAGGAGGGUGAGGAUCAAAAGAGAAAAAGCACAUUUAAAAAUCCAUCUCAUAGAAUGAUUGUCAUCAUCAUUUAGUUCUGAGAAAAUACUGUCCUUGUAUAUUCAGCAAGUGGGAAAAGUAUUAGAAUCUAAAUAAUGCAUCUAGAAGAAUCUCCUCUGCCUCCAUGAGAAUAAAUCUCCCUACUUGAGGGAUAGCAGACAAGUCUCUGACCACAGCCAACAGCCUGAUAUUUCACUUGUGCUCCCAGGAGGCCAGGCAAUAGCCAGGAUGGAUAGACCUGAACAGAAUGAAUGUGUGGCUUGGGUUUUGAUGAGUCUUGGAACUUGGCUCUAACACCUUAAUUUAUGCCACAUGGAGGCUCUAGGGAAUUUUUUUUAAUGCGUUGCCCAGAGGGAAGCACAAAGGGAAAUUUGCCUCUCUACUUACUGGUUCCUGGCAGCAGUCUUUCUCAUGGAAACGUGGGGAAGUUGUUCCAGGAUCCUUGGCAGGGCAAAGGCAGACCUUGGCAAGUUCUUUGGCUUCAACUGUCAUCGACAUUAUGCAUGUUUGAGCACUUGCCCUUUGAUAGUGUGCUUGUUUUUGGUCCUUUGUACAAGUCAGAAUCUCUGACUCAGCGCCUGCUCAGCUAUUCGGCCUUGUCAUCUUCAGUCCAGUUCAGUUGCCACCCGCUCCUGCUCUCCUCCAUAAAUAAGGCAGUUUUGAUUUGUAUUCCUUCUACUUUUAUGGAGUAUGAUCUCAUGUGAAGGGCUCCACAGUUACUAUUCCAUUCCUCAUACAGUCCAAUCCUAGUUACUUGCAUAGACUAUAAGUGUGUCCUUGGUAUUGUCGAGAUAUGAAGGGAACCCAAUACCCCAUUGGACAGUUUUAUAUAGUACAUUCCUGGACCUGAGAUACAAUGAAGCUGUGAUAUUAUGUAUUCAUGGUCAUUUACGCUAAAGAUUUCAAAGAUUUACAAAUCAAUGUCAAUAUACUCAAGAGGAGCAUGGCUAGGGCAUCCUUUGCAUAAAACUAUGUCAAUUUGGACCGAGUCUGUACGUUUUAAAAGCAAUGUGUUGAAGGCCGUGGCCAUAGUCAUUUGACAUUUUGAGAAGAAAGCCAGGAAGAGAGUUCAGAGCUCCUGACCUCCUGUCAUCUGUAACUGUUCUUUAUAACCUCUUCCCCCCCUUCCCUGAGUCCAUGUCCCGUAGAGGCUAUUGUUCCCACUAACUGCCUGUGUGGGUAGGGAAAAGGCCAUUUGCAAAGGAAAAAGUAGCAUGUUGGGCGUAACCCAGCUGGUUUUGAGAGCAUCUCUGGAGGCUGGGAAUGUGCAGUGCUUUCUGCCCAGAGCAGGAAUAGUUUAGACUGUGGGUAUGGUCAGCAGCCUGAGGAAUGCUGGGACUUUGAGUCUCUGGCUUGUUGUAACUUCCCUAGUGGAUUGCAGCCCCUGAGAAUUUCUAGCCCAGCGCAGGGAAUGCAGGGUAGUGCUGCAAAAGCAGAAGACCUAGUUCUCUGUUUUGUUUCUCCUUGUCAUGGUUCCAAGGAGAACCAUGGUGUUGUCCCUUUAUCUCAAAUUCUUUAGGGGAAAGAUCAACAGGACUCACGAAAGAUCACUGAACUUGGAUUCAGAACAUCUGGCCUUCUAAUUUUGACUGCCAUUAAAUGUAGACAGGUCAAAUGGUUUUUCAGAGCUCCAAUUUCUUCAACUGUGGAACGAAAUGUUGGAUUUAAUCAGGGUUUGCAAAUGUUAAUGUCUGAUUGGAUUCUGCAUAUCUGAAGUGAAUAGCUACUACUUGGCUUUGGCUGAUUCUUGUUCAAAGGACAUAAUGUGGCCAUAUCUUUUUUUUUUUUUUUGUAAGAUGAGCAAAAUCUAUUUUUAUGCUAAAUCUUCAGAUUUUUAAAUUCACUAAAAGAUAACUAAAGGGAGGCAAAUAAAGCAUCUGUGGCUACUUUUGGUCUAUAGUCUAUUAGUUUACAACCUCUGGACUGGAUAUAGAAGGUUCUUAUCAAACUUCAUGACUGCCUGUGAAAAGGAUUAGUAGGAGGGGUAACAGCUGUACAGUGCUUUCAAGUUCAGUUGCUGCAUGGACCCCAGUUCUUUGGAAAUGUCUGCUUGGCUGGCUCUCAUCUUUGGGCUCAACAGUGACCAAGUAUGCUGAAGGACAGCUGUGCUGCGAUGGUUCACACCCUGGGCCCCCCUCAGACUUGGCCUUGAGGACCCAAAUCUCAAUUGCCUUGACCAGCACUCCUGAUUUUCUACACUCAGGCUCACAGACUGGUGAUGACUCAACAGGCCACAAAUUUAGUUGUCCCCCGUGGGAAGUUACUGCUCUUUUUCUCCAUUACAUCCAAAUAUCAAGGCAUCAGGUUACGCUUCAAGUCUUUGGUUCAAGUAUAGAGUGGUAUCAGGACUCUUGGUGGUCUUUAAGAAAGCGCAGUGAACUAUGAGGUGCUGAAUUAUUAAUGAUGAGCAGAUACUUUUUGAAAAAUGAGAUUGCUAACAUACAGAUUGAUAAAUUUGACAAGUCAUGAGUAAGGUUUUAGACUAGAUUAUUUAAAAAGUAAUAACUUUGAGAACCGGACACACCAGACUAUUUAUUGUUUCCAUAUGAGAAUUACAAUAAUAGCCAACAUUUAAUGAGCACUUUCUAUGUACUUGGGGUUUUCCUAAGCACUUUACCUGGGUUACUUUAUAAUCAUCAUAAUCACAAGGUAGAUACUGUUAAUUACCUUCUGAAGCACAGAAAGCUUAAAUAAUUAUAGAGUGGUGUGGCCAGGAUGCCAAUUGCUUUGCAUUUAACCACUUCAAGGAAUACUGUACCUGAGCAUCCUGCCUCUGUGAUUUCAGCAUGGCACUUAACUGUGUUAUUGUGGAGAAGACAGACUAACUGAGGCUGCACGAGCACAAGUAGUUGUGCUAAGAAUUAGCUGUAUUUAUUCAACAGGUCUGAUUAACUCAAGCCAUGCUGGUUUGCCAUAGAGCUCCAUACAGACUUGCUCACACAGUUUAUUAAUGCUUUGAAAAAGGACAUUCAUGGGAAUAGUGUGAUGCAGUUAAAAGUAUGCAUUCUCUUGUCAAUCUGCUUGGGUUCAAACCCUGUGUUCUCGACCAAUCGACCCUGUGGCCUUGAGCAAGUAACAGCAUUUCUAUACCUUUGUUUAUCUAUUAAUUAUAAUAACUACUUCAUCAUGUUUUUGUGAGGGGUAAAUACCAUGAAAAUCUCGUAGCCAAAUGCCUGGCAAAAACUCAACUAAUCUGAGCCAUUGUUACUAUUGUUAUUGCAUUGUUAUCAAAUUUUUUAGUGACUAAAGGCUGAGAUAAUGGCAAAUUAUACUGUUUAAGAGAAUCAGGAUCCCUAAGAGUUGCUUAAAAAUUGAAAUGAAGGGGUAAGUCUAGCAUGUAUUCAAGGCUAAGCAUCACUGCAGUAGAUAAUGAACACUGGAGCACUUAAGAUACCGCACGGCUUAUGGAUGGAGUGUGUUCUUAGAUCCAGAAGGCCAGGUGUGCCUCCGCUCAGCCUGUGGGAGAUGGAACUAAAGACUUAGAGCUAAGUUAGUUGGCCAUAAACUUGGUGUUGCCAGUAGUGUGCUGGGACUCCCCCGGCCCCUCAAAAACAGAAGUCUCUGGGCAGGGAGGGUAUUGGACUGUUAAAUCUUACCUUAAAUCCUGUGCUUGGUAUUCUGAGGUAGCAUCUCCAAAUAUUGGUGAGGCUGCAAUGUGAAAAAGCAAACAGGGUUGUUUUAUGUGACUGUAGACGUGUGCAGAAGCAGUAACAACGAGGAUAAGUUUGCCUCAACAUAGAAAAGAACUUCCUAAUAAAUUAUGUUGUUGAUAAUAAAGAACACAGGCUAAUAUAGGUGACACCUGCCUGCUCUCGCAAGGCUGUCCAAGGAGAAUUGGAUGACAAAGGAAAGGAACCUUAAGCAUGUGACAGGUGAGAUAGCCCCUAACUUCCAGCCCCAUAUGUCUAUCAAGGUCAUGGAUUUAUGGUCAUGUUGUAGAGGCCAAUAUUCCGACAAGGUCAUAAGUGGUGCUAAGCUGAAGCUGUGUGGUUAGCAGUCUGGCCAGCUUGGUCUGGUAGGGAAAGGAACACGGGCAGUUUGCUAGACCAGGUGACUAGGUCUUAUUGUAGAUCUCCCAUUAGUUUGUUUUCUUUCUUACCUUUGUUUCUUGGUAAAGCUUCUUUCAUAGGACACAUCUGUAUUCAUCUCAGUGAAGGGAAUAGGCAUUUGUGGAGAUAAAUGCCAAGAGAACCGAGCAGUCAGUUUCCUUGGAGGCCAAGCGAGGGGCUGACAGCUCCCUCUGGAUUAGAUCUUCCUUCCCAUUCAAGAAAUCAAAACAAGUGUGAGUCCUUUCUGAUCUAGUUCCAUUUUUUUUUAGGAUUUUAUUUUUUAUUUUUAGAGGGAGAGGAGGAAGGGAGAAAGAGAGAGAAACAUCAGUGUGUGGUUGCCUCUCAUGUGCCUCCCCCACCAGAAGCCUGGCCUGAAACCCAGGCAUGUGCCCUAACUGAGGGCACUGAGUCACACCAGCCAGAGCUAUUUCAAUUUAUUUUUAAGUAAUAUCCAUAAAAAUUGCCCUGGUCAGGUGGUUCAUUUUGUCAAAGCAUGGCCCCAUACACCAAAAGGUUGCAGGUUCAAUCCCCAGUCAGGAUACAUACCCAGGUUGCAGGUUUGAUCCCCUGUUAGAGUGCCUAUGGGAAGGAGGUGAUCGAUCUGUGUUUCUCACAUCUCUCCC
Artibeus jamaicensis (Jamaican fruit-eating bat) is the source of this 10669-nucleotide messenger RNA. It is a transcript of the gene FUT8, whose product is annotated as fucosyltransferase 8. The transcript is spliced from 13 exons. Gene Ontology annotation, molecular function: protein binding; glycoprotein 6-alpha-L-fucosyltransferase activity. NCBI's taxonomy places the organism in Eukaryota, Metazoa, Chordata, Mammalia, Chiroptera, Phyllostomidae. The coding region runs from base 964 to 2691 and encodes 575 amino acids. Gene Ontology annotation, biological process: protein N-linked glycosylation. The record is from RefSeq and is a predicted model, not a curated record. Gene Ontology annotation, cellular component: Golgi cisterna membrane.